GUAUGUUUUUACAAUCUUUCUCUGUUAUAGUGAUCUAAUUCACUAGACCUAAUGAAAGUUGUGCACUUGUGCUUUUGGCACCACUUUAAUGUACUUGGAUAAUUUUCUGUAAUCAAUGUUGUGUGCAAUCUGUUUGUCACGUUUGAGAUUAAUCAAACGUACAAUCUAUUCUGAAAAUUAAAGUUUUCCUUUAUAUAUGACUAAAUGAAUAGGUACCUAUGUACUUGAUUUCUUUCAGAAUAGCCAAUACGCACUGUUGAAAUUUUUGAAAUGUCAGUUGACAGCAGCAGUAUGUUUGUAGAUGAUAGAAUAACAGUUGGUAUUCUGACAAUAAGUGAUCGUUGUUCUUCUGGGGAGGCAACAGAUUUCAGUGGACAGAACCUGGCUCAGCUCAUUGAGGAAGGCAUCAUUCCUAAUGCCAAGCUGGCAGCGUCAGGUUGCGUAGCAGAUGACCAGCGCAACAUCAUUGAGGCACUUGAGCACUGGUGUGAUCACCUUCGUCUUAAUCUGAUCCUGACCACGGGGGGUACUGGUGUUGCACCCAGAGAUGUCACGCCAGAGGCUGUGCGAGCCGUAAUCCAAAAAGAAGUUACUGGUUUGUCUUUUUUGAUGACAUCCUCGUCGCUAAAGUCAACUCAGUUUGCUGCGCUGUCUCGCCCUGUGUGCGGUAUCCGCGAUACGAGCCUCAUUGUGACCCUCCCAGGAAGCCAGAAAGGAUCGGAAGAGUGCCUCAGAUUUGUGGCAUCGGUCCUGCCUCAUGCUCUUGACCUUAUCAGCAACAGAACCUCUAAACUCAAUACCACUCACCAAGCUCUCCAAUCAACUCCUGUUGUUAAACUCGAGAAUGAUGCAGCUGAUUUUGGUUCGUGUGAACAACAACCUCUUAAACACCAUCACAGAGCUCAUGACCACCACGACUGUAGUGCAUCUAAAGCACAAGUUGAAGAUAUUUGCAGUCGACCCAGGAAAUCUCCAUAUAAAAUGAUAACUGUGGACCAAGCUCAAGAGAUCAUAUUCAAAAUGGCAUCUACCAAGAAUCCUGUUAAUCUUCCUCUCAAUCAAGCUCACGGAUUUGUAUUAUCCGAAGAUGUGGUGUCCAAGUACCCACUGCCUCCUUUUCCGGCAUCGGUCAAAGACGGCUAUGCCGUGAUCGCUGCUGACGGUGCAGGAGUCAGGAGAGUCGUCAGUGCGGUCGCGGCCGGCGACCACGCUGAACUGGGCACCGAUGCAGUCCUCGCGCGCGGGGACUGCAUCAGAAUAAACACUGGAGCGCCGGUGCCGCGUGGUGCAGAUGCUGUGGUGCAGGUAGAAGACACAGAGCUACUGAAGUCAUCUGAGGAUGGAGGUGUUGAACUGGAGGUCAAGAUAUUGAAGGCACCGAAGGAAGGUCAGGAUAUCAGGCCGCUGGGGUGCGACAUCGCACUUGGUGAACUCGUGCUGCCUAAGGGCACGUACUUGGGUCCUGCUGAAAUAGGACUCGCCGCCAGUGUUGGACUUGCCAAUGUCAUGGUCUUCCCUAAGCCUUUGGUCGGAGUGCUCUCCACAGGAAACGAAGUGCAGGCUGCCGAUGGUCGUCCCCUGGCACGUGGUUGCAUUUUCGACAGCAAUUCCCCGACUCUGGUAUCACUGCUACGUCUGCAUCACUACAACUGCAUCACCUGCCACUCUGCUAAGGAUACCCCUGAUGACCUCAAGAACAGCAUCUCUUCCAUGCUGGAUCAAGACGUGGACAUUCUGGUGACGAGUGGCGGGGUGAGCAUGGGCGACAAGGACAUCCUCAGGCCCGUCCUGCAGGCCGACUUUGAUGCCACCAUACAUUUCGCUCAGGUGUUAAUGAAGCCCGGCAAGCCGACGACUUUCGCGAGUAUGUCAUACAAGGGCAGGAGACGGCUGGUGCUGGGGCUCCCCGGCAACCCUGUGUCUGCCACCGUCACCGCAAACCUCUACCUCAUUCCCUUGUGUCGGGCGAUCUCUGGCAGAGCUGACUUUAUGUACACACAAUUAAAAGUCAAGCUAGAGCACAGCAUCAGCUUGGACCAUCGUCCCGAGUACCACAGAGCGGUGCUGUCGUUCUCGCCGUCCUGCGACCUGCCGCUCGCGAGGUCCACGGGCUCUCAGUUGUCCUCCCGCCUCUUGUCCAUGGCCAACGCAAGAGUUCUCCUUGUGCUGCCUCCUCGCUCACCCGUCCAACCUUCUCUUCAGGCUGGAGAAAUUGUCACUGCCAUACUACUUUAAGUUUGUACGCAUUGAUUCUAAUUCCAUAUUUACUUGUGUAAUAAUAACUGGGACUCAUAAUCUUUGAUUAAUUUCCAGAGUUUUUUUUUCUAUUUCGGGUGCCUGAACUUCAUUGUUUGGCCUAUUAACUGGUUUUAUUUCCUGUGACUCUUGUGCAUUGGAAUCAUAACCUUCGUUGAAUUUAUUUGGAGAAACUUGUGUUAAUUUGAUAUUUGGUACGACAAAGGUCGUGCCAAUUAGAUCAACAACCAACGAUUAAAUCAGCCAACUAAUAUCUCAACAAAUGUCUGGGUUUUUAAUGAACAAUAUCAAAUAAAUUCAGAGAUCUGCGAAAUGCCUGACCUGGUUCACUUAAAAGUUUCGUAAUUUUUAAAGCAGAGCUCUUUUUGUAAUAGUGUUCCAUAUAAAUAAAUUCCAUUUUAAUUGAUAUAUUUUACAGGUAUGCCUUGUUUUAUUAUUCUGGCGACUAUGGAGUAGCACUCAAUUGAUUCAAUGACAUGCAUUUCCUUAUCUGCGCAUUCAAAAUGUUUGCGUGCAUGUAACAUGUCACAUGUGUUGUU
Hyalella azteca is the source of this 2795-nucleotide messenger RNA. It is a transcript of the gene cin, whose product is annotated as gephyrin. Gene Ontology annotation, cellular component: cytoplasm; postsynaptic membrane; postsynaptic specialization. The coding region runs from base 271 to 2235 and encodes 654 amino acids. Gene Ontology annotation, molecular function: molybdopterin molybdotransferase activity. Gene Ontology annotation, biological process: establishment of synaptic specificity at neuromuscular junction; Mo-molybdopterin cofactor biosynthetic process; molybdenum incorporation into molybdenum-molybdopterin complex. The record is from RefSeq and is a predicted model, not a curated record. The transcript is spliced from 8 exons. NCBI's taxonomy places the organism in Eukaryota, Metazoa, Arthropoda, Malacostraca, Amphipoda, Hyalellidae.